AAUACAAUUUUUGUAUUUGCAUUGCUUUUUUCCAAAUUUUAUGUUUUUCCUGUGUUCGAUAUGGUUAAUUUCUUGAUGAAGCCGGCAUGUGUAUUCAUAAUGCUCCAGACGGCGGCCAUCAUAUCGAUGAUGGAUCUGGAAUUCAAAAUUGUGAAGCCACCUUGUAGAUCCUGCCACAAGCCAGAAGCUGUAGUGCGCUUAAACUUCGAUACACAUGAAGUGCUACAGAGUCCUCUGUAUUCUCUAUGCGCACUGAGCUUAGUUUUCUACGGAUAUGGAGUCGUGUAUCUGCGGACAGAUGCGCCUUUGAAGGGCUUUGUGCUACGGCUAUGCAGCGCCAGUGUGCUGCUGUGGCGUAAGCUCAGUCCCAUAAUGAUCCUGCCAUGGCUAAUGAUGGUGGGUAAUGGCAUAUUACCGUAUCCCGAACGCCUCUGGAAUUGCAUUUCAAUGGAACACGAAGGAGAGAUCAAUAACUUUCAUUGCAUGGCCUUUGCCGCCAUUUCCUUUUGGAUCUUCUCAAUGUUUGCGAUAGUUUGGACUUUUCGCAUGGUUAUCAAGACAAACCAAAGACUGCUCUUCUCCACACGGCUCGAAACAGACGCAACAUCUGAGCUACGCGCCUACAUACGGGCAAUAAACGAAUCAUUCGGCUUUGAAUUGGUUGUCAUCGAUACUUAAGCAAUGCUCAAGAGAUAUUUAUGGACAAUUUUUACAAAUUAAAUCAUUAAAGAUCGCCCAGAUA
This is a messenger RNA of Drosophila guanche, 742 nucleotides long. RefSeq lists its product as uncharacterized. The record is from RefSeq and is a predicted model, not a curated record. The transcript has a single exon. NCBI's taxonomy places the organism in Eukaryota, Metazoa, Arthropoda, Insecta, Diptera, Drosophilidae. The coding region runs from base 61 to 678 and encodes 205 amino acids.